Messenger RNA from Phlebotomus argentipes, 2113 nucleotides. RefSeq names its product transcription factor Atoh8 (gene net). The transcript has 2 exons. The record is from RefSeq and is a predicted model, not a curated record. Lineage: Eukaryota; Metazoa; Arthropoda; Insecta; Diptera; Psychodidae. The coding region runs from base 280 to 1224 and encodes 314 amino acids. Gene Ontology annotation, molecular function: protein dimerization activity; DNA-binding transcription factor activity.
AACGGACGAGAGUGGUAGCUCAGCAGCUCCUGCUUCUGUAUCAUCGCAACGUCUCACGGAUUGGCGCUCUUUGGGGGAAAACCCGCGUGUCUUGUGUGACAAAUUUCCAGACCGCAGCUGUUCCCUUGCACCCAAACUCAAGCUAAAAACCCACAGAGUUCUCAGACAGUGAAUCAGCAUCGCGAACUAAGUGUGGCAUCCUGUUGAUGGUGAAGCAAGGAUAAGUGACGUGAAGUGUUUGAAGAAAGGAUAAAGUGAUCCGUGAUCCAGUUCCCGAAGAUGGCAACGGACAGAACCGUCGAUCCAACCUACGCCAAGAUCGCCACGGCCGGACUCUCUGCACUCUUUCUCAAAGGUGCCUCAAUGUCAUCACUAAUGGACCGCGACGCGGGCUUUUGCUCAGGUAGUUCUGAAAUUGAGGACGAAACUGAUCAUGCUCAGGCGCCGCAGAGCCCAACUGAUGCGUCCGAAGACUCAGUAGAAGUUAAAGUCACUCCUAUUUGCCUGCCCAAGAACAAAAGAAAGAGCUCUGAGCCUCUGCGCUGUGUGGCAGAGUCAGAGUUGGGUCCGAUCAAGAAGAGGAUCCGCUAUGAGGAGAAGAUGAAGACGGCGGAGGUGAAAACAGAGUCAAAGAAUCCCUUCCGGCCAUGGGCCUCGGUGGCGGCAAAUGGACUGCCUCCGUGUCCUGUGGAUCCAGCUGAAAUCUUCCGAAGACAUCCCGCCGUGACCACUCUGCACAGACUGCCGCAGAGUGAUGACGAUCAGGUGGAACCUCUCGCCCUGGUGGCAAAGAAGAAGCCAGAGACAGUCGUCACACCAAUUCCGGCUCAGAGGAUCAAAGAAGAAGAGGUUGAAGAUCAGGGAUCUGGCGAUUUUCCAGUGCGACCCGGUGGAAGUCGGCCGUCGCAGGCGCAGCAGAGGAAUUACAAGAAUAUGACGCGCGAGAGGCGAAUCGAGGCAAACGCACGCGAAAGGACGCGCGUGCACACGAUCUCGGCCGCUUUCGACACACUCAGACGUGCCAUUCCCUCCUACUCCCACACGCAGAAGCUGUCCAAGCUGUCCGUGCUCAGGAUAGCCUGCUCCUACAUCCUGACCCUGAGCCGGGUGGCGGGAAUGGACUACAGCCAGGACGCUUCGGCGCCGUCCAUUGACGAGUGCGUGGAUCUCGUCACGAAGACCAUCCAGACAGAGGGGAAGCUGAGGAAGAAGAAGGACGAGUAAGGAUCCGAUGAAGUAACAACUUGUGACAAUAAUCGGUGCUCACUUUGGAGUAAAGUUAACUCAAUAUUCUGAAAAACUUCUUGACAAUACAAUUAAUUGCAAGGCUCGGAUUCAGUUACACGUCACUGUUUUUAAUUAAUCUUGGGAGCUGAGGUGGAGACAGAAAACCACUGAAUGUCCACAGAGAUAGAGAGAGAGAAAGACAGACUAUGAUGAAUGAUAGUCACGUUUCCAUUUUCUCACAAAUUUCGCUACUCAGUAAAAUAAUUUCCAAUUUAAAGUAUUAAGAUGUCAUUUCACAGGUUGGAUCACGAAAUAUUUCGCAAAAACUGAUGGAAACGCCUGACUUGAGGAGUCUGUGCUCUUUUCGAAAAAAUGUAUUAAUAGUCCAAGUACAAAUUAAUUUCUAAGUUUUUUGUCAUUUGGUCAUUUUAUCACAACAUCGUGCCAUUUUUAUUCUGUUGAUCUAUUAUAUUAUUUUGUGAAUUAUUUUAUAACCUUCGCAUUGUCCCUCCAUUACUUUGAUGUUUGGUUUUUAUUUCUUCUUUUCUUUUGGUAUGAGAUAAUUAUAUUUGAGAAUGUUGCAAAAUGUUACUCAGCUGAAAGUUAUGCUUGAUGUGAGGAAAGUGUGUGGAAAGAUGUCAUGUACAGAGUAAAAUCGUGUAAAUAGAUUCUUUUAAUUCAGUCGCAUAGAUUUUUAUGGUGUAUCCGUUGAAUAUUAAGAAGUCUUACUGUAUAAAAACAAUUAAUUAAUAUUCUUGUGGAUGGAGAUUGUGAAGAAGUAGAGUUUGUAGAUUGCGCGAUAAGUAAUUUAUGACGAUGAAAGAGAUAUGAUCGCCAACAUUUUUGUGAUAAAAUUUGCCUAAAAAUAAAUGAUGGAAAAAUCUUA